CCCGUGACGUCACCUCGCCGUGACGCGCACGCGGUAGGAAAACUAUGGGUAUCCCCUGGUGCUAAAGCUGUAGUUGUGAUUUGGAUAAAGCAUUUUUAUGUGAAAGCUCUUUGAAAAUGUGAAGCCUGAUUCUCGUUUUUGUUGACAGUCCAAGUUUCUGACCUGCUAUGAGAGUUAACCUUAAGAGGGCUAAUUAAAAGGAUUUACCAUAUGUCUUAUGACUCUUUACUGGAACCUUGGGAGAUAGUUCAUGGGAUGCGUGGGAUUUCAUUUUCUGAACAUUGGCCUGGUGUCCAUGAACAUCUGCUUGAACUUGGUUACAGACUUUUUCUUCGAUUCCUUUAAGUUUUAGGAGAAAGCAUCAGUGUGUGUGAGCAGCUGCUGAUGAACUGAUAGGGACACGGAGUACCUCUUCCAGCACGGGCCUCGCAGGUUAACGAGCUGCCCUCUAGACACAGCUCUGGAUAAAGAUGAAUUCCAUGUCUCAACCAAGACUGAAAAUGUGAAGUUUAGAAGACAUUUGCUACGUCAAGUCGCCUCAUGGUGCUGGAAUCAUUUAUUUACACCACAGCUGUGAGAUAGAUUAAUCAGGAAAGGUUUACAUCUUUCAAAGUAUAUUCAUCAAAUACUUAUGAAAGGCUUCUCCCCUCCAAGGCCCCCAGGGCAAACGGGAACAUGACAGAGCUGGGCCCCACCCUUGGAGAGCUUUGAGUUUGUCAAGACAAUAGAUGAUAGAUAUUAAAUUAAUGCAAGUUGUUAUUCAAGUCAAAGACAUCAUAAUGCAGAGUUCUUUAUCAGUACCACCAAAAGAUCAAGGAGACGUUGCCCUGCUCACCAGUCGUGUUGAGAAACAGCUAACUCAGAAGACGGCUGAAUCUCCUGGAAAGACAACGUGUACAGGUGAAUCAAACAUCCCUCCCGGCACAAUUCAGAGUGGGAAGGCUCUGCAGGUUAAGAGUCAGUUUAGAACCAUCGUGCCAAAACUUGCGCCCCAAGUCCUGACGCCCAGAGUGCUCCCAGGCCUGGCGCCCUCCCUCUCUGAUCAGGCGAGUCCAGGCCCCUCCCUCAGCGCGAAGGCUCUGGGGAUACCCCCCCAGAAUUAUGCGCUGAUGCAGGUGGCCGGCCAGGAAGGGACCUUCUCUCUGGUCGCUCUGCCACACGUCGCCUCGUCUCAGCCACUCCAGAAACCCAGACUGUCUCUGCCCGAGAACCUGAAGCUGCCCAUCCCCAGAUACCAACCCCCUCGACAUAGCAAAGGAACCAGAAAGAAACCCGGGCUCAGCUCCUCUGACAGGGACUGUGACAAACCUCCCACCCAAACCCAGGUGGCCCCUUCUGCACCCGAGCAUCCCGAGCCCCCGCACAGGCCCAGCCCACCCGAGGCGCCGCUGGCACCUGACCAAGCCCCAGUCACGCUGACCAAUGGAGGUGGCCACAGAGACCCUGGGCCCCCAGGGAUCAGUGACCAUGGAGGUCGGGACCCUCCCACCACCCCAGCACCAUCCACACCGGAGGAGCCCUCAGCCGAGCGGGGCCUCCCAAAGAGUUCAGGGAAAGCAGACAUUGCAGGCAAGAAAACUUCCAGGAAACCUGCUGCUGCCAGUGAAAAACUUAAAGAACAGCUUGACCUUGCCAAAGCCGUGACCCAUUUGUCACCUGGCGUUAUUGGAAACGCGGUUCAUGUGAUCUCUUCUGUCCCCAGAGGUAAACUGCCCAUCCUGCCCUACUCAAGAAUGAGGGCAUCGCAGGUUUACAAAAAUGGGGCAGCUGUGAACAUCGCCGAUGUUUCUUUCCCCGGGCUCCGGGCAGCCGGUGACGAGACCCCCUCCAUCCCAGAAGGCUUCUGUGCAGCCCCCCAGGUCGCCGACAGGGGGCCUGCCCCACUGGGGUCGAAGCAGAGCCCCUGCGACAGUGCUCUCCGUCAGGCCACCAAACCCGACCUCAGCCACAAAACAAAACUCAGCGGAGGGGCAGCAAAGAGAAGAGGAAGAAAACGGAAGGUCGCAGACGAACUUUUGACAUUUCAGGGAAAAAGGAGAAGAUGUGUCAUUAAUAAGUGUAAAGAUGGCAAAGAAAGAGUCAAAACUGAUCCCCAAAAAUCCAGGGACCAAAAACCUGGGGCUGUGAAAAAAUACCGGCACAUCAUGCCCAAACCUGCCCCGGUCCUGCCAGCCCUGGCUCCCCUGGCCUCGCCCGCGGCUGCGAUACAGGCCCCCGCGCCUCGCAGCCUGGGACCCGCGUCCUUAAAUCACGCCCUCGCCCCUAAGCAUCCGGGCUGCCGGCAGGACGACGGCCUCUCCCCGAAGCCCGGCUCUGCCUUGAGAAACGGGUUCUCCGGCCUCAGGAGGCCUUGGCACCGAUGCCACGUGUGUGACCACCCCUUCCAGUCCAAGCAGCACCUCCGCGAGCACGCGGACACGCACACCGACAGCCGGCCCUACAGCUGCAGGCUCUGCCACAAGGCCUAUGUGCGGCCGGGCAGCCUGAGUACACACGUGCGACUACAUCACGGCGACUCCCGGCCCAGGAAGCUCGUGUGCUGCGACUUCUGCGCGAAGGUGUUCGGCCACGUCAGAGUCUACCUCGGCCACCUGAAAGAGGUGCAUGGGGUCUCCAUCAGCACCGAGCCCUCCCCCUGCGAGCCGCAGCCAGGGGACCGGCCGAGGACCAGGGAGCAGACCGCUGGAGGGAUGGAGGGACCAGUGGACCGGGAGACCAAGCCCAGCCUGGAAGAAGAGCUCCUUCUGAACCAGCCCGACGAGGUCAAGUUGCAGAUUAAGUGUGGCCGCUGUCAGAUCACUGCCCAGUCUUUUGCUGAAAUCAAAUUCCACCUGCUUUACGUUCAUGGAGAGGAAAUCCAGGGCCGGUUGCGGGAGGAGAUCUCACCUUCCCUGGGAAGCAGAGGCGCUCAGGGAGAACUGGCUCAACAGGCUGCUCCCUUCUGGAAACAUCCUGAGAGAAGAAAGCAGCUUAAGCACGGUCCCUCUGAUGGGGAACUUCGUGCAGCCCCCAGAUUGAAAAAGCAACUCUACCUCCAUCAUCAGAACGCCAUAGAAAUACCUGUGAAACAUGAAGGCACCCAGCCAGGACCCAGUGAGCCCGGAGGAGACCCCCAGGGCUCUGAGUGUCCCAGCCCCCACGCCACCCUCCUCCCGCCCCGGCCUGGCUUUAACUGCAUCCUUUGCCCACAGAUGCUGGGAAGGAAGGAAGAGCUGCUCCUGCACUGGGAAGAGCAGCACAAAUGUGAAGACCCUCCCAAACUCUGGGCCAUUCUUGGCACACUCUCCAACCAGGGAGUCAUCGCACUUUCCAGCGAAACCGGAAAAUGAAACACAGGGGCUGGGGGAGGGCAAGGAGAGGUUUGCUCUCAGCUUCCUCUGUUUCCUGGUGGUGCUUAAUUACAAAAAUCAAACAAGGUAGGAUCAGCACUAAUGUGCAGAAGUGCUUUUUGUACAUGGGUUUAUUUUAUUAUGAAAUAUAUAUGUAUAUAUGCCCUUGAUGUGUGUUUUUCUAACAUAUGCAGUUUUAUUUUAAAAUUCUAUGUCCUGUUAAUAUCUCAGACUUUAUUUCAGAUUCAAUAAAAAGAUGAAUUUGCAGAUUGAAGUGUAGAGUAUUACAGGCUGUUCUUCAAGUAUAGUUUCUAGUAAAAACGUGUGUGCGUGUGUGUCCUUUUGUUCACAUGUUUUCUGCUUAAGUUGAUUGACAAAUGUAAAUUUCCAGGUGACAAAAUCAUUUCAGUCUCAGCCCUGGCAUAUUGUUCAUCCGUAUCAGAUUCUCUGGUUUAUUUGACCAGUGUAGUUAAUAAGGGUCUCAUCUAUCAUAAUUGAAAGUCCAUGUUGUCAGGACUUAGAUUUUUUUUAAUUCAUUUUCUUGAACACAUAUUCCCUUGAAGGACUUAGAUUUUUUUUAAUUCAUUUUCUUGAACACAUAUUCCCUUGAAGCUUAGAUAUCGGUAAGUCUUUUACCUAUAGUGCUCCCUCUCAAAGUAAUCGAACAUUUUUUUAGUACUUUAGCUAAUAGAAAAACCACUUUUUUGGUAAAAAGUCACUUUCAGGAAGUCUUCUGAGCCAGAAAAUUUACAACAUGGAGAGUGAACUGGGUAGGUCAGCCCAGAUGUCAGGUGUCUCAGCAGCCUUUCCUCCCUCCCCAGUGACGUCAGAGGGCUGUCGCUCGCUGAUCAAUUUUCGACACAACUGUGCUUUUCAAGCCCAGGUUCUCUUUGAAACUCAAGAGUAAAUGAUUGCCUCUUAAAUUCCUGGGAAAUUACCUGGAAUCAGAAACGGUGCCGUUUGAAGUUUCUGGCCAUCCCGGCUGCACCAUCAUUUUCUCGGAACGGGGGAGUCAGCACUCAGCCCACUCGAAUCCCAGCCUUGGAUUGAAAGCGCCGUGCGUGUGGCCGGCCCUGUGUGUGCAACGCUGGGCCCAGGCAUCGUCAUAGCAUUUUUCUGUGUCGAAAGAAGUCCGCCAAACAGAAGAAUAACCAAAUUCUAAUUGAUGACCCAGCGGGUCUUACACCAUCUUUUUAAAUGACUCGUUUUAAAAACCAAGUGUUCUAUAGGCACAGUUUGUCUCAAAUAGUGCAAAAAGGGAAAACUCAAUCCUUGGCUUUUUUGCAAAUAGUUUUAUAAAUUUGCAAAUAAGAGGGUAGGGAUAGAAAGCUCGGAAAGAUUCUGCUGUGGUUCAUCCGUCGAUCACAUUGGGCCGAAUCUCAGAGAGAGACCAUCAGACCUCCACUGUGUGAUGUUUUUUAGAACUGGGCUAGUCACGGAACAGCUUCACCAUUCAGCGCAGCAUCUAGUUUUUGGAAGAGUGGUCUCAAAGACACUGAAACAUGAGAUCUGCCAUGAAUACGACUUGAGUUCAAACCAUGAAACUGCUUUUUCUUUAAGAACUUUUAUUGAGAUACAAUGGACGUACAAUA
This is a messenger RNA of Hippopotamus amphibius kiboko, 4921 nucleotides long. RefSeq names its product zinc finger protein 438 (gene ZNF438). The record is from RefSeq and is a predicted model, not a curated record. Bases 729 to 3329 code for a protein of 866 amino acids. Gene Ontology annotation, biological process: regulation of transcription by RNA polymerase II. Lineage: Eukaryota; Metazoa; Chordata; Mammalia; Artiodactyla; Hippopotamidae. Gene Ontology annotation, molecular function: sequence-specific DNA binding; DNA-binding transcription factor activity, RNA polymerase II-specific. Gene Ontology annotation, cellular component: nucleus. The transcript is spliced from 12 exons.